This is a messenger RNA of Paramuricea clavata, 375 nucleotides long. The record is from the annotation of a GenBank genome assembly. Lineage: Eukaryota; Metazoa; Cnidaria; Anthozoa; Malacalcyonacea; Plexauridae.
GAAAGGAUAAGUGUGCAGGAAUCUGGUGAUGAGCUGAACACUAGCUUAGGUGGCGAAAGCAUUUGCGAGAAGGUAGAUGGUGAGAAAUACCAUAUUACCACCAGUGAUACAUUAUGGUUUUGAUGGAGUAUAAACGUUUUGGAUAUACAUGCAUGAGUUAAGUUUCUAAAUAUUGUAAUUUUGAAGGCGAAGAGUACUGUAGUAGCGUUCUCUCUAGAGACUAAGUCAAGCUACAAAAUGAAUAUAUCAACUUUAUAGGAAAGGAUAAGUGUGCAAGGAUCUGGUGCAGAUGAGCUGAACACUAGCUUAGGUGGCGAAAGCAUCUGUGAGAAGGUAGGUGGUGAGAAAUACCAGUGGUACAUUACAUUACAUUAG